Messenger RNA from Fraxinus pennsylvanica, 1269 nucleotides. The record is from the annotation of a GenBank genome assembly. NCBI's taxonomy places the organism in Eukaryota, Viridiplantae, Streptophyta, Magnoliopsida, Lamiales, Oleaceae.
AUGCAACACACUGGCGUGAAGGAUACCCCGCUCCGAGACAGCAAUAGCCAAAAGGUCCACCCCCAACCCAUGGAAGAAGCCGCAAAUCAGAAUCCAGAAGCUAUGGAAGCCCUAGUAUCUAAGAUUUUCACCAACAUUUCAUCCCUGAAGUCUGCCUACAUUCAACUUCAAUCUGCUCAUACUCCUUAUGACCCAGAUAAGAUUCAAGCUGCCGAUAAACUUGUGAUUUCUGAGCUGAAGAAUCUCUCAGAACUCAAGCAUUUCUACCGAGAGCACAACCCCAAACCUGUGUGCGUUUCUCCACAGGACUCUCGCUUAGCUGCUGAGAUUCAAGAACAGCAGAGCUUGUUGAAGACUUAUGAGGUCAUGGUGAAAAAAUUCCAGUCUGAAAUUCAGAAUAAAGAUUCUGAGGUUCUUCAAUUGCACCAGAAAAUCCAAGAGGCAAGUCAGAAGCGGGUAAAACUGGAGAAGAACCUCAAGCUUAGGGGCAUGUCAACCAAAGAAUUUAAAGACGGCGUUGAUGAAGAUGGGAUAUUCUCUUUGGACUUAUCCCCUGAUCUUUUCAAGUCAGCAGUGGAAGCUGCUUAUAAAUCCAUUCAUGAUUUUUCCAAGCCAUUGAUCAACAUGAUGAAAGCAGCUGGGUGGGAUCUUGAUGCGGCGGCAAACUCCAUAGAGCCGGACAUUGUUUAUGCAAAGAGAGCUCACAAGAAAUAUGCUUUUGAAUCCCAUAUUUGCCACAGAAUGUUCUUGGGGUUUCAGGACGAAAGCUUCUCUGUGAAAUCGGAAAAUCCAUCAGGCACCAAAGAAAGUGUAUUCCACCAAUAUCUCGCCUUAAGAGAAAUGGAUCCACUAGAUGCCGUGGGGCAGAGUCCAGAUUCCAUUUUUGGGAAAUUUUGCCGGAACAAAUACCUAGUUGUCGUUCACCCAAAGAUGGAGGCUUCGUUUUUUGGAAACCUAGAUCAGCGGAACUAUGUGAUGGGAGGUGGUCAUCCAAGGACAGCUUUUUACCAGGCUUUUCUAAAACUGGCCAAGUCAGUUUGGCUUCUGCACAGGUUGGCACAUUCUUUUGAUCCCCCGGUUAAGAUUUUCCAGGUCAAGCGAGACACUGAGUUCUCAGAAGUUUAUAUGGAAAGUGUUGAGAAAAACUGUGCCAUUGAAGAUAGCGAUCAGAAACCUAAAGUGGGUCUAAUGGUUAUGCCGGGUUUCUGGAUUGGCGGUAGUGUGAUCCAGUCCCAAGUCUACCUUACGGGCAUGAAGAUGGCAGAAUGA